AUGGCAGCGAAUAGGGGAAUGAGAACCUUCUUCUCUGUCUUCCUGCUGUGCUGCUGGCAAGGAAUGGAGCUACAGCCAACGAAGGGAACUUCAGGUCCAGUUACUGAAGACUCACUCAACGCAACAACUGAUGGCAUACCUGAAGUGUUUGAUGAAAUUUUAGCCCAGGAGAUUUUGGAGCCAAAAAAAUCAGCAGUGUCUGAAACAACAAAAACAACAAAGCCAUCAACAACUACAAAGCAAACUAAGGAAAAAAAUUCUAGUGUUGAUGAGACUUACCAAGAAAACGGCUCUAAGAAUUACCACGAAUUAUUGGAUAAUUCAGAGCUUUCGUCUCUGAACAAGGAGAAAUUUGGCAAUAAUGACAAGAAGGACUCAAACAAUGAUAAAUAUAGUACACUGUCAGUUCUGGACAAGAUCCUUCAAAAUAUAGGAAGAACUGAAAGAAACCUGGAACUAAAAGGCAAUUGGCUCCUGGUCUGGGAGUCCCCUUCUGAGUGA
Messenger RNA from Nannospalax galili (Upper Galilee mountains blind mole rat), 501 nucleotides. RefSeq names its product sperm acrosome associated 7 (gene Spaca7). The transcript has 5 exons. The coding region runs from base 1 to 501 and encodes 166 amino acids. The record is from RefSeq and is a predicted model, not a curated record. Gene Ontology annotation, cellular component: acrosomal vesicle. NCBI's taxonomy places the organism in Eukaryota, Metazoa, Chordata, Mammalia, Rodentia, Spalacidae.